This is a messenger RNA of Poecilia latipinna (sailfin molly), 1020 nucleotides long. RefSeq names its product coiled-coil-helix-coiled-coil-helix domain containing 5 (gene chchd5). Lineage: Eukaryota; Metazoa; Chordata; Actinopteri; Cyprinodontiformes; Poeciliidae. The record is from RefSeq and is a predicted model, not a curated record. Gene Ontology annotation, cellular component: mitochondrial intermembrane space. The transcript has 4 exons. The coding region runs from base 179 to 604 and encodes 141 amino acids. Gene Ontology annotation, biological process: cellular respiration.
CUGCCCCAACAAAAUUGAAGAACAUCAUUAGGACGUUGCUUUUCCUUCCAAUCAAAUAUGGGUGUGCGUGUUGUAGCUCUUAAUAGCAUAGACUUCGUUUCCACACGCUGAAGUAGUGGUCGUUUAACCUUGUUUGUCACGCUUCCGUAGUCGAUUCGACACAGCUUCAAACACCAACAUGCAAGCAGCUAUGGAAAUAUCAGCAAAGUACUGUUAUAAAGAACUGGAGACAUAUGGGUCAUGCGUUGCCUCAAAUCCAACGUCUUGGCAACACAAGUGCCAUGACCUAAAACUCAAGGUUUCUCAGUGUACAUCAUCACAUCCAGUGAUCCAGAAGAUCAGGGAAGACUGCUCCACAGAAUUUGAGAAAUUUGAGCAAUGUCUGAAAGAAAACCUGACCUCACCUACCUCUUGUUCGCCACACGUGACCCGCUUUCUAGGCUGUGCAGACUCCGUUGACCUCAGCAGCGUGGAUGCCAGGUACAGUGGGAGAGUCUGUGCUGCUGGAUGCCGUCUAACACAUUUCAAAACAAUGAUAACAAGCUCCAGGCUUUUCCUUAAGCUGUCCAAGCAGGAGCUUCCUCUGCAGACACACACUGACUAGCAUGGAGUAAAAAAAAAAAAAAGGAAAUGACCAUGAAAGUAUUGCUAAAGCUGAAUCAUCAAGCAACUGUAUACCAUCCAUUUUAUCAGCUGCUAUAUUUAAAACUAUUUUACACUUUGUAAAAGGUUGUCGAUGCAAAUAAGGUUGUGUAUAUUUAGGAAAUUAUUAUUGUAUACAUUUAACAGAAAUUUGAUUUGGAUAGGCAAAUUGUUGCCUACGCAAAGUUCAGACAAAAUGAAUUUGCUGUUGCAAAUAAAUUAAUAAUUGUGAAAAGCUUUGAUAUUGAUAGAAGCAUUGAUCAAAUUACAAAAAUCUAUUUUUUUCUUCAUAAAAGGCUAAGAUCUUUAAACUGUGUAAGGUUUGAAUGCAUUUGCAUUCAAAUUCAUUUUACUAAAAUAAAGUGAUUGAUGAUUAUC